Effrenium voratum is the source of this 979-nucleotide messenger RNA. NCBI's taxonomy places the organism in Eukaryota, Dinophyceae, Suessiales, Symbiodiniaceae. The record is from the annotation of a GenBank genome assembly.
AUGGUCAACUCACUUAAGCGGAAGUUUCAAGGCCGGGACGUGCCAAAGAUGACUGUGAAGGAGCUGGAGUCGGAGGUGGACCGCCUCUACACCGCGAAGAUCUCCGCGGACAGCGAGGCGGACGCGGCCAAUAUGCCUCGAGCAGACUUGGCGGCCUUCAUGGUGGAGCACUACUUGGAGCAGCGCGGCACGGUGACCGGCGCGCAGGAACGGGUGGUGAGCAUUCUGAGCUGCAUCCGCACCCUGGACCGGAACGGCCAGCUAGCGCCCAUGCCGCUGAAGGUCCUGCUCUUCGCCAGAUUCCUCCAGUUCUGCAACUUCACAGAGGUGCUGGCACUGCCCAUGCUGAACGUGGCACUGCAGGCGCGGCGCUUGGCGCAUGCGGCGUCCGGCAGGAAGGCUGACCACUCCAUGCAGAAGCUGGCGAUGCUGUCCCCUCAGAAGAGCGGGCGGGUCGCUCUGCCACAGGGCAAGUACGAAGACGACGCUCAAAUUACGGUGCAAAAUGCUUGGGAUUCGGCUGCGAAGGCGCUGCCGGGGGGUGGCAGCGUCAUCUCCCGGCGCGAGCUCUUCGUUGGGCUAAUGCGUUUCGCGCACUUCCCGGCGGAUGAUCCAAAGAAUGUAUCUCCGGAGUUGAACGACUUCAACUUCCUGCUACUGAUCGUCCAUGACCGGCUGCGGCGGGAAGCGGCGCCGAAGAUGCGCCACCUGAUCGCCAAAGUGGAGAACCGGGGCACCGCCAGCGUCGAUGAGUUCAGGGAUGCCUUGCGCGAUGCCCAGAUCCUAGGCAUCGACGAUGCAAUCUGGAGGUCCAAGCUUUGCCCGCCGGUGGCGCUGGGUCAACAGGGGCUGCUCUCCGACGGCUUGGUGCUGGAUUAUUUGGGCGGUGGAUCGCUGAACCGGCUGCCUCGGGCGCAGGUCUCGGAGACCCAGCUGCUUUGGGCGAGCGCCGAGGCGGUCCAGGCCGAAGUGCGCGACC